GAAGUGUAGCACAGUUCGAGAAGGAACGGGCCGAUGAGCUUAUUCUUUUCCUGGCAUUUGGACAGCAAGGUAGCUAAAAAAGGUUGCUAGACCUUUGUUAGUGGAAAUUUUCGUAAAGUGUAGAUAGUGCAGCUUAAAAGUACGUGUAGAAACAGUAAAGUGCUUCAUUUGCAUUAAGCAAACGUCGAUUCUCAAAUGUGGCGCGCAACGCGACAAGAAGAAAUGUCCGGCUCGAACAGUAGGGGGCAAGUGAACGGAGACGGUCCGGAACCGCGGUCCAAGUUAAAUUUGGCAGCAAAGCCUUUCAUGUUGCCGUCGCGUCGCACGACUGCGGCCCCAUCCAGCUCGCAGGGCGACAGCAAUGGCAGCAGUAACAGUAGUAGCAAAAUUCAAGACAUUGCCUACAUUGGCCCAACCCAUCUUCCCGUUAACACACGCGUGUGGAACUCGAUUUCGUCCUUCUCGCUAGAAGACAUUGCCCGAACGGUGCCUCCUGCCCGACCUGCACAAAGCCAGAUCAUAAAUGUAUUCCCUAGCAAUGGUCCACCGGCAACAGCAAGCUGCUUAAAAUCUCCGUUUCAAAACCCGGCUUCCCAGACCUCCCAGUUUCCUUUCGGACCAAUUUUGCUGGACAAUGGAGUUAUACAGCUGCGCUUGCGGGAUUCGAUUACAGUGGACAUGACCGUGGAAGGCUCAGUCAAGGUUGUCAACGGCAACCAUAACAUAGCAAUAGCUGUUUCCAGUGAUACGAUGGCUACUGCGAUGCACCAUCCAAAUGGGAUCGUGUUUCAAAACGGCCCACGGGUCGAUAUUGCAGCGGUUGACGCAAGGCGCAAAUAUCCCUACAUCCGGUUUGCAAAAAUGUGGCAAAAAGGAAUCAGCCUAACCAGUGCGAGAUGUGCGCUGAUUUAUCUCGUCGAUGCGGCCGGUACGCGCACAACGUCUGAUAUGAUUAGCAUGGAUAUGGAAGCGGAUUAUGUGAACCAAGUUUUUUUCAAUGGUGUAGUGCCUGCUGCACACAACUACGUCGACCAGUGGCAAAUCAUCAGGAGCUCGAGCUACCAGCUGGGACAGGAGGGUAGCCUCCUGUUUCAGGUAAAUGGCUUCCGUAUCACGCAGGGCGGUGAUGGGUUGGUAAAAAUAUCUCGCUCCAACAACCGCUGCUCGAUCCGUACCAGCCCUACCAACGGUUGCGCGACUGUCACAACAAACGCCAUCCACUGCACAGCUUCACUGGGAACGUCCUCGCACCUGUUUGUUCGACGUGAAGAGCGUCGGAUGCAUUUUGACGGGGCUACGUUCAUCGUGCGCAAUGCUGGCCAUUCCGCUGGUUUUGAUGAGCUUGAUCGAUUGCGUGUCUAUUGAAGUGGAAGUGAAAGCACCUUCCACCAGCCUUUAGAAGGCCAUUAUCUUCAAAGGCCGAUGGCCGGGUGGGAGGCUGUUUUUAGUAUGCAUUGUAUCUCGUGCCAGCCCUGCACAUACAUUCUUCCAGGUGAUAAGCAAAUUGAAUUCCGCUAUUCGAUUGAAUUAGUCUGUUUAAAAAUUCCCCAUCAAUUAUUUAUGCGUUAACAGUCGUUAGAAGUGUACGUGUAUGGUCAGCAGAGCAGUAUUUCUAUCAUUGCCAAUAAAUAAAUCUAAAUUUCCUCUCAA
Molecule: messenger RNA, 1650 nt
Organism: Anopheles coluzzii
Lineage: Eukaryota; Metazoa; Arthropoda; Insecta; Diptera; Culicidae
Gene: fest
Exons: 6
Coding region: 196-1365 (389 amino acids)
Source: RefSeq, a predicted model, not a curated record